This is a messenger RNA of Necator americanus (New World hookworm), 2604 nucleotides long. RefSeq lists its product as uncharacterized. The record is from RefSeq and is a predicted model, not a curated record. NCBI's taxonomy places the organism in Eukaryota, Metazoa, Nematoda, Chromadorea, Rhabditida, Ancylostomatidae. Bases 1 to 2604 code for a protein of 867 amino acids. Gene Ontology annotation, molecular function: acyltransferase activity, transferring groups other than amino-acyl groups. The transcript has 20 exons.
AUGCGGUUGCAAUUAAUUGUUCUUUUCCUCAUUACACUCCCUGCUAACUGCAUUUAUCCCCCAUUAAGUCCGGAGCUGCCACCCAACGCUACAUCAAUUCAGUCCGAGAUUCACAACGGAAAUUAUUCGGUGGAUAAUCGACGUUUAAGCGGAAAAACAGGCAAAUGGAAACAAUUCAACAAAUUUAUUAAGAAACUAGUAAAGAUUGUGGAGAGUAUACACGUGACUAAUGGUUCAGAAUGUUUGGCCGAUCUAUUGUCAACGUUAGGUGGUGCUAGCACAGUGCUAGCAACAGCGCCCCUAUGCGCUUUCUAUCCUCAUCACCAGUGUCCAGAGAAUCUACCAUAUUGGAAACUUUGGAUGAUUGACUCGUGGCCACGGUUGCCAUCAGGUGUGACUCGAAAAGGACCGAUGUUCUUCCUCGGAGACUAUGAUUUGUGUUCAAGUCUUUGGAUGAAGGAUAUUGAAGCAACAGGGAAUAUUACAUAUCUCAGGCCGCAUUACUGUAGAUCACGAACGAAAGUGCAGUUAAUGGAACGAUUUACGUCAGUGACUAGUGGUUUUUGCCUGCCUUCUUCAUGUGAUGAAGUUGUUGUAAAGUUGGUUGCGAGUCGCUUUAUUGAUGAGUUCUUGGAAGUCUCUGGCAAAUUUGAUACAAAUGUCUCUUUAGAAGAAGUAGCUUGCCAAAGCUGGAAUGAGGAUUGGAAUGCUUUGAAGCGAAUCCUAAUAGCUCUGUCGAUAGCGGUGCUUUUACUGCUGCUUGCUGGAACAUUAGUUGAAUACUAUAUUUUGGAUAAAGGGAACGAAAACGUUGACGUAAAAGCUGACGAUGCACUCACGUUCCCAGGAAGCGAAUUGACAAUUUCACUUGGCGGGAACGGUGCAUUGAGAAAAAUGAACUGUUUCAAUGCACCAUCAGUGGCGUUAACGUACAAAAAUGUGCCUGACCUUUCACAGUCUUUCACAAAACCAACUGUUCUCCUUGACAUUUUGUGUUCCUUCAGUAUUCGAAUCUCCCUGAAACAUCUCUGUCGGAACACGGCAAGAGAGAUACCAUGUCUGAAUGGUUUGAAAGUUUUGAGCACCAUAUGGGUUAUACUCGGUCAUUCAUGUUUAUUCACACUGCCGUAUAUGGACAAUCUCACUACUUUCCUUCCUGAACUAGCCAAAUCACGAUGGGUUGCUCCAUUGCUGCUUAACUCCUCGUUGGCAGUUGACACAUUUCUGUUUAUUUCUGGAUCAGUUGUGGCUUCAACCAUACGCAAACGAAUGUUUUUCAGAGAAAAUGAUAGAUUUUCGCCUUUUCGGUUUAUCUACCGUCUAUUCAUGUUUUACUUUCAUCGCAUCUCUCGAUUAUGGCCUUCACUGUUGAUGAUAACAGUAUUCAUACGUUUUGUAUACAAUCAUCUUGGCGACGGUCCAAUGUGGUCAACACAAGGAGUAUUUGGCACUAUGUGCUCGUCGGAACCAAUUUGGCCUCACCUGUUGUUCCUUUCAAAUAGGUAUCCUUCUCAUUGCCUUCCUUGGCUCUGGUACACAGCUGUUGAUGUACAAUUACACAUGUUUUCACCGCUUUUCUUCAUUCUUCUUCCCCGAUAUCGCCGUGCUGCUUUAAUCAUUGCGGUACUGUUAAUCGCUUGCUCGCUUCUCUACCAAAGCGCCGUCUACGCUCUAUAUGCGCUCCCUCCGAACAUUUUCGCAAGUGUUUUUAUCGGGGAUAGUAUUGAGACUGCAGAGUCGUCGCUUCGUCUGUUGUAUGCGUCUCCUAUUGCAAGAAGUUCUCCGUUUAUCAUAGGUCUUCUCACCGGUUGGACCGUCUCCGUUAGAAGUACGAAGCGAUUAAGUGCAGGCGCCUGUGUUUUCAUGAAAGUCAUCUCCAUUUCGCUCCUUUACUUUUCUUUGUUUGCUCCCUUCUGUCGUGAGGGUUUGCUCUCCUAUGUUCACGCAGUUCUCCACCGAUCCGCUUGGUCAGUCGCUCUCGCUAUCCUCGUAUGGUUAUGUGAAAAUGGUUUUGCUCCGGAAGUAUCCUUUGUUCUCUCUAGCCACCGACUUUUGUUGAUUUCAAGGCUGUCAUUGGGAGUCUUUCUCACUCACGAACCCAUUCUUCUGCUAUACGUCUGGACGUCAAGGCAGCCUCACGCACCACAUUCUUUCGUACACUUUGUGGUUUGUACUUUCGCUACGUUCAUAUUUUCCCUGCUUGCUGCCUUCAUCAUCGCACUUGUUAUAGAAAUUCCUUUCAUAUCUAUGGAGAAAAAAGUCUUCAAAACAAUCGACCAACGAUUUGACGACGAUGAAUAUUCCAAAGGAACAUGUGAGGAAACCAACGGAUUCUUCGAAGGGGCUAACAUCCAGGAAAACACAACUGCGCCGCUUCGUACAGCUGAUUUCGCAGAGAAACGAUUCUCAACAAACGGAACAACGAGAAGAAUGUUGGAAUGCUCGUCAGCGUUUUCUAUGGACUCUUUUUUCUGGCAACAGGAAGAUUGGAGUAGAGAGCAAUCUCUCAUUGGAAAAGAUGAUGGGAGGACCGAAGAACAUCCUAUGAGGAAUAAAUCCAUAGACUUGGAACAGUGGGAGAAGUCACUUUACAGCAGUUGUUAA